Messenger RNA from Papaver somniferum (opium poppy), 2754 nucleotides. Its product is annotated as pentatricopeptide repeat-containing protein At3g62890-like. The record is from RefSeq and is a predicted model, not a curated record. The coding region runs from base 1 to 2049 and encodes 682 amino acids. Gene Ontology annotation, biological process: RNA modification. NCBI's taxonomy places the organism in Eukaryota, Viridiplantae, Streptophyta, Magnoliopsida, Ranunculales, Papaveraceae. The transcript has 3 exons. Gene Ontology annotation, molecular function: protein binding; zinc ion binding; RNA binding.
AUGGCACCUGUGACUAGAGGAUCAACAAGCAAGGAUGCAGUUAAAGCAGCUAACGUACGUCGAUGUACAGGAAUUUCCUCCAUAAGGGUGAAGAAAGUGAAGGCUGCAAUUAAUGGUAAAGGCUCUUCCUCAAACUGGUUCUUGUCCUUUUAUCAAAGUGAUGUUAACUUCAGGAACCUGAAGUCAAAUUUAUCAAAGUCCCCAACGGCUACCUUCUACUCCCCACUCUCUCAUCUCCCGCCAUGUCCAUCCAUCCACCAUAUCAAGCAAGCUCAUGGUCUAAUCAUAGCAGUGGGUCUCUCCACCAACAACACAAUCAUGGCUCACCUUCUCUCCGCAUUAGCUAUCUCUCCACCAGAUUCAUCGCCAUCAACCUCACAAUAUUCACUCUCGAUAUUUCAACGUUUCGAAAACCCAAACAUUUUCGCUUCAAAUAGUAUGAUUAGAUGUUUGGCUAAAUCCCAAACUCCUCAAAAUUCCUUUCUACUGUAUAAAUCCAUGCAUCAGAAUGUUUACUGUCAGCCUAAUAAUUAUACUUUUCCAUUUGUUCUUCAAGCUUGCAGUAAGCUUUUAGGUACUCGUGAAGGACUCCAGAUUCAUAAUCAUAUUGUUAAACUCGGGUUUACUAAAGAUGUUUACAUCAAAAACUCUUUAAUCAAUUUUUAUAGUAUGUGUGGUCAAAUACAAAGUUCCCGUCAAGUGUUUGAUGAAAAUCCUCAGUGUAGUGAUACUGUUACUUGGAAUGCAAUUUUAGCUAGUUAUGCUAGAGAUGAGCAGUUAGAUACCUCGGAACAGUUGUUUGAUGAAAUGCCUGAGAAAGAUGUGAUUUCUUGGAGUACAUUGAUUGUGGGUUAUGUUCAAGGAGGGAAAUUAGAAAAGGGGUUGGACUGUUUUAGAGAAAUGAAAGAGAAAGGACUAAUUCCAAAUGAGGCAAUUUUUGUUACUGUUCUCUCGGCUUCAGCUCAAAUGGCUUUGCUUCAGCAUGGGAAACUAGUUCAUUCCACUAUAAAAGCGUCCAACCGUCGAAUGACUGUUCCACUAAAAACUGCUCUUAUCGAUAUGUAUGCAAAAUGUGGUUGUAUUGAGAUGUCAAGGCAACUUUUUGAUGAAAUGCGUCGAAGAGAUGUUUGGUCUUGGAAUGUCAUGAUUUGCGGUUUAGCAACUCAUGGCCUAGGAAAGGAAGCUCUUGAACUUUUUGAAAGGUUCACGAAAGAAGGGCGGAGACCAAUUAAUGUGACCUUUGUCGGGGUAUUGAACGCCUGCGGUCGAGCAGGUCUUGUCAAUGAAGGCCGGCGAUAUUUCAAGUUGAUGACAGAGGUUUAUGGGAUUGAGCCGGAGAUGGAGCAUUAUGGGUGCAUUGUUGAUCUCUUGGGCAGAGCUGGAUUUGUGGAAGAAGCUUUGCAAUUGGUCGAGAAUAUGACAAUUCAACCAGAUCCCGUAUUGUGGGGAACAUUAUUAGGGGCAUGUAAGGUUCAUGGGCAAGUUGAAUUAGGUGAAAAACUCGGCAGGAAACUAAUUGAAAUGGAUCCUAAACAUGACGGCCAUUAUGUAUUGCUUGCCAAUAUUUAUGCGAAAGCUAGAAAAUGGGAAGAUGUGGUCAGAGUAAGAAGACUAAUGGUUGAUCGAGGAAAUAAUAAAAUUGCUGGAUGGAGCUUGAUUGAAGCACAGGGAGAGGUUCAUCGGUUUAUCGUAGGGGAUAGAGAGCAUAAACACUCUUUGGAGAUAUACAAAAUGCUCAAUGUGAUUGAUAGGCAUCUGGCAGAAGCCGGAUACUCCCCAGAUGUUUCACCUGUUUUACAUGAUAUAGGAAAGGAGGAGAAAGAGAAUGCAAUUAGAGUGCACAGUGAGAGGUUAGCUAUUGCUUUUGGUUUGUUGGUAACACAAGUUGGUGAUUGUAUUCGAAUUGUGAAAAACUUGAGAGUUUGUGAGGAUUGUCAUUUGGUUUGCAAGAUGAUCUCGAAGGUUUUUGAGCGGGAGAUUAUUGUAAGGGAUGGAAGCCGAUUUCAUCAUUUUAAAGUGGGUAAUUGUUCUUGCCAUGACUAUUGGUAAUGAAUCUGUUGUAAAAUGGAUUCAAUUUUAGUUUUAACACUUAUUUCUUGGGUUUGACUAUUUGAGAUGGAGUAUAGGCAUUUAUAGGAUAUUAUGGUCUCCUGCUGUUGAAGUGUUCAACUUUAAGUUAAACUUGUGUUACCUAUCAGAAAGAACUGGCAACUUAUCUUCAUCAUCAUAUGGACAGCAUCCUCCUCCAAGCACAACAACAGGUCACUGCAUGCUUAUUCUCUACACAACUUCAAAUUUAAACAGACUGUUGGAUUAUUGAUAGUUACUUUGAAGAUGUCAUGGGCACUAGCGGAACUUUUCAAAACCUGCACCUUAUAUGGAUUAAAAGCUCCUGAAACCUGUCCAGAUUUUGUCCAAAGUUUCAGCAAUUUGUAGAAUUUGUUUACCCUAACUUGUCACCUACCGGCCAAUUUUUUCUGGGUGUCUACUCAAAAUAUCAGGAACAUGCUCGGUCUCCAUUAACAGUACAAAAGCAAUGGUGCAUACCUAUGACAAUGUAUUGGAGCUUAGACAGGGUUGGGUUUUACUUGAUAUGCAAUUAAGUUUUAGCCAGAUAAUAAUUUUCAAAUGCUAAAGCCAACAUGUGAAGAGCAAGUGCCCAACUUGUGUUUAUGUAAUGAUCUUCAUGACCUACUUCACAUUUAAAAUUGAAUUUUGAAGUCUCAUAUGCGCAGGCACUAGAUCACUAGACUA